Neocloeon triangulifer is the source of this 1212-nucleotide messenger RNA. It is a transcript of the gene Ttc19, whose product is annotated as tetratricopeptide repeat protein 19 homolog, mitochondrial. The record is from RefSeq and is a predicted model, not a curated record. The transcript has 4 exons. Gene Ontology annotation, molecular function: protein binding. Gene Ontology annotation, cellular component: mitochondrial inner membrane. Bases 110 to 1204 code for a protein of 364 amino acids. Lineage: Eukaryota; Metazoa; Arthropoda; Insecta; Ephemeroptera; Baetidae. Gene Ontology annotation, biological process: mitochondrial respiratory chain complex III assembly.
AAUCAAUUUAGGGGGCGUGGCAUAUGUACCUGUCCUGCCCUAAUGUCAAUGAAAUGUCAACAACGAAAAGCAAAACAGAAAUUAAGAUUGCCUUGCAAAUAAUAGCAAAAUGAGCGGCAUAUUUAGAAUCUUUUCUACGGUCAAAAUAUUGCGCUAUUUUGCACUGCCAGCAACAGGAGCACAAUGUUGCAAAACAUUUGCCUGCAAAAUUUACCAACCAAAAUACUUUUCUCUCGUGGCUGGAGUCAGCAGAAUUAAUGCAGGAAAUAGCAACUCAGGGAAUGCAAUAAUAUACCUUUCUGGAGUUUUGUCAUUCUUCGGACUUGAAAAAAAUGAAGAAAAGCAAGAUGAGCUUGUAAUGACUCUAAAAAGGUCUGUUCUUCUUAUGCAGCAAGGUGACCUGAAAAAGGCAGAACAAAUGCUGCACUUGGCACUUCGUCUGGCUCAGGAAAGGAUGUCGGUCGACGGGAUAACUUACACGUAUGAUCUGAUGGCAAAUCUAGCAGUCGAGAGGGGUGAAUUUGCCAAAGCGGAGAAGCUGUUUGUGACAGUGAUGCAGAGGCUGAUGUCGUCGGGUGUUCCAGAGAAUGACAACAAGAUCAUCCACAUGAGCAUAAAACUUGCAAAUAUUUUUGCGGAGCAAAGUUUUGCCGGCAAAAAUCCCAAAGCUGCCCAGGAAUUUCUCUCGAAGGCGCAAAAUGGAUAUGAUUUUAGCAAAGAACGUCUUGCUAAAAAGAUUGAGGGAGGCGAUAAAGAAAACGACACCCUGCUGCUCCUCAGUUUAGCAUACGAAGGUGAAGGGCGUUUGUUGGCUGGUCAAGACAUGCUUUCUAAAGCUAAACUCUGCUAUGAGAAGGCGCUUGAUCUGAGUGAAAAGGGCAGUGACAGCGAAGAGCGGAUAUCUACCCUGCUUAGCUACUUAGGGUCAAUCAGUGCAAUGCAAAAUGAUCUCGCAAUUGCUCAGCAUUAUUUAGAGAGAGCGCUAAAUUUAGCAAGGAAGAAUGAAACUGAAAAUCUGCCAUCGAUCCUAGUAAACCUUGGAACAGUAAAAAUGUUUAACGGUGUUCUGAACGAAGCUAGGAAUAAUUGCAAAGAAGCUUUCAACUUAUCCCGUAAAUAUAAAGAUAGCGAAACAGAAAAUGAAGCCGUCAAAUGUUUAGAUGCAGUUAAUGAGGCUUUCAAGGUUACAAAUAAUAAAAUAUAGCACUUCUG